Messenger RNA from Cornus florida, 1039 nucleotides. Its product is annotated as ethylene-responsive transcription factor ERF071-like. The transcript has 2 exons. The record is from RefSeq and is a predicted model, not a curated record. NCBI's taxonomy places the organism in Eukaryota, Viridiplantae, Streptophyta, Magnoliopsida, Cornales, Cornaceae. Gene Ontology annotation, biological process: ethylene-activated signaling pathway; regulation of DNA-templated transcription. Bases 1 to 696 code for a protein of 231 amino acids. Gene Ontology annotation, molecular function: DNA binding; DNA-binding transcription factor activity.
AUGUGUGGAGGUGAAAUUGGCCGUGGAGUUGAAGCCAAGGGUGGCCGGAAUCUGACGUCGAGCCAAGAACUCUGGUCCGAGCUAGAACCCAUCACGGAUCUCUUUAGCUUAGAGUAUACCAUCAAGAAAGACCCCCAUCCAACCCAACUGAUACAGACUGAGACAAUUGAGAAGAAUAUGAAGGCGACUCAGAAAACUCGGAAGAACGUUUACAGAGGAAUCCGACAGAGGCCCUGGGGGAAGUGGGCUGCCGAGAUACGUGACCCCCAAAAGGGAGUCCGAGUCUGGCUCGGAACUUUCAAGACCGCCGAGGAAGCGGCGAGGGCUUAUGAUGAGGCGGCCAAGCGCAUCAGAGGCAAGAAGGCCAAGCUGAACUUUCCUGAUCCAGCUGAUCAGACACCGCUACCGCUGCCGCCACCACCAAAGAGGCCGCGUGUCGCCAUUGAGUCUACUCCGGCAAGUCAUCCUUUAACCAAGAAACCCCCAUUUGUGGGUUUUGAUCAAAACCCAGUGACGGAUCCAUUUGGGUUCAAAGAGCAGAUUUCCAAAUUGGAAUCAUUUCUUGGGCUGGAGCCCGAGUUCACUGAGUUCGAUGGACUCGGGGUGCCGGAAUCGGCUGACCUUUUUUGGAUGCUUGAUGACCUUCCCAGGCUUCCCGGGACUUACAAUAAUGAGCAGAAUCCUAUGUUCUACUGAAGGAGUCUGAUAACCAAGUACUGGUGCGCGCUCUGUUAUGUUAAGGGGUUUUUGGUGAAGAUAAUAUAUAUAAAUAAAAUAUACAAAUAUAUAAAUAAGUUACAUGUAUUUGCAUGUAAACAAUCAUCCAUGUUGUCCUCCUGUGUACGUUCUAGAUCGUGGACGAUGUUGUGGAUGGUUUUUUUUUUCUUUUUCUUUUUGGGAAGGUAUGUUGAGGAUGUUAAUCAUUAAUGAAGUUGUAGUUCUUUCCAUUUUUCUAUUAUUAUUAUUAUUAUUAUUAUUAAGGUAAAUUUGACCUUUCCUAUAAUUUAUCAUAAUUAUAGGGACUCUCCUAUAGUUUGAG